GUGUCCGAACCAAAACAGGAACAUUAUGAUGAUCAUAGACUACUUUUACAUAUUACAAAUAAUAAGUCCUUCAUUAAAGUGUAUCAUUCACAAGUUUCUUCCACGUGGACACACACACAUGGAAGCUGAUCAUAUCCAUGCACUUAUCGAACGAGUUAUAAAAAAACAACCAACCAUGAAAAUAUGUACGCCAUGGGAUUGGCAGCAAGAUCAACCGGAGCCACAGUUUUCGAGAUGCAAACUUCAAGAACUUCGAGGCCUUAUAUUCCGGCACAGGAUCACCUCUCAUUCAAAAGAAACAGACAAAGAAAGCUUUUUAGUGUCAUCAGCGGUGUGGCUUGAGGUUCGAAAACAGGAUCCAGGGAUACUCUAUUAUAAAACAGGCAUACUCCAAGAGGACUACAAAAUACAAUUUCCAGCGAGCAACAUACAAGUCGGUGAUGGGAAAGUUCCCCAGCAUCCAAAACCAUUGUGCCGAGAAGCUCCCAAUCUCUUCGCCUCUUUAGACAUCUUCCAUUUUUCUGGGAAUUCCACUCCAAACAAUAGAGAAUCAACUGGACACGCCUCUAAGAUGUCUUUUAUGGAUGAGUCCAAAGAUGGAACGAUUAGAGCUCCAUGUUUUUCUGAACAACCGAACAACGGAAAGCAUGUAAGAAACUGCUUAGGGAAAAGGAGAGGAAAGAUAAAGAAAGACAGUUUUGUGAAAUAG
Molecule: messenger RNA, 709 nt
Organism: Acanthoscelides obtectus
Lineage: Eukaryota; Metazoa; Arthropoda; Insecta; Coleoptera; Chrysomelidae
Source: the annotation of a GenBank genome assembly